AUGGAGGGCAAUGGUCUCGAUAACUCUGCUAUCAACAAGCUGAUACCCGAAAUUUUCGAUCAAAUGCGUUCAAAUCUCAGUAUAGGGCCAUCCGGGAAACCUCUGAAACCUUUUGUUUCCGCGGCAGCAACGCCUUCCAGCAUGACCGCACAAUCGCUAUUAGAAGAAAGCAAGUGUUUGGACGAAAUAAUACCCGUCAUUCAAACUCUAAACUCGUCUCUAAGCUCGGCAGGACCGCAGCACCUCAAACGAAUUCGAGAAACCUGCGAAUCUUCUAAUAAGGUUUUGGACACAUGGAUUAGAAUUCAAUCGCAGGCCGGAUACGCAUACGAACUUAUGAAUGACGAAUCAUAUUUGGAGUUCGUCACAGCUGCCCAGCAAGACCAAACGUUGACGCCACAAGCACAUCUAGAGCGAAAACAGAAUCAAGUGACGGAGCUGAGGCGAAUCUUGGAAAACAAGCAGAAUUUAAAGGAAAAGGCACAAGUCGAAGAAAAAGAGCGCCAGUCUAUGAAUAAUUCGUCGAUCAGACGUCCGAAAAGGUUCGGCACCACAAAUCGUACCCCAGCCACAAGAGGUGGCAUGCGGAAGCCAAGCGGGAUCCCAAGAAGCACAUCAAGAAUAACAAAGCCAACUCCGGGAAAUCGACCCUCCACCAACCGGUUCCAACGGUAA
Molecule: messenger RNA, 675 nt
Organism: Lachancea sp. 'fantastica'
Lineage: Eukaryota; Fungi; Ascomycota; Saccharomycetes; Saccharomycetales; Saccharomycetaceae
Source: the annotation of a GenBank genome assembly